This is a messenger RNA of Yarrowia lipolytica CLIB122, 993 nucleotides long. RefSeq lists its product as uncharacterized. Gene Ontology annotation, cellular component: cytoplasm; protein farnesyltransferase complex; CAAX-protein geranylgeranyltransferase complex. Gene Ontology annotation, molecular function: protein farnesyltransferase activity; CAAX-protein geranylgeranyltransferase activity. Gene Ontology annotation, biological process: protein geranylgeranylation; protein farnesylation. Lineage: Eukaryota; Fungi; Ascomycota; Dipodascomycetes; Dipodascales. The record is from RefSeq and is a predicted model, not a curated record.
AUGUCACACAACUUUGACGACCUAGAAAUCAUCCCACUGCGAGAGAGCGACCACGCGCUGGCCUCCAUUGCAUACACUGACGAGUACAAGCAGGCCACUGGCUUGCUACGUGCUCUGAUGGAAAAGAACGAGAAGUCUUUACGAGGUCUUCAGGUCGCGUCUAAUGUGAUUGCCCAGAAUCCAGCCCAUUACACCGUAUGGGCAUACCGUAUCGACACGCUGAAAUCAUUUGCUGCUGACGUCAAGGCAGGUGCUGCAGAUAAAGACGAAAAGCUGGCAGCACUGCAACACGAGCUGCGCUGGGUAGAUGACAUCGCCAUGGCAUGCCCCAAGAACUACCAGAUCUGGCCUCACCGUCAACAGCUGCUUGAACUAUUCGAGGUUAACCCUGAUCUGCUGGGAGAGGAGCUGACUCUGGACAGAGAGAUUGAACUCAUUGACUACAUGCUGUCUGACGACUCCAAGAACCACCAUGUGUGGUCGUAUCGACAAUGGCUAGUGACACGGUUCCCCACACUUGUCAACCUCGAUUCAGAACUGGCCACCACAUCCAUCAUGAUCCAGGAGGACUGCAGAAACAACUCCGCUUGGAACCACCGGUUCUUCUUAUUCAAGCUCAAAAACGACAACAAACAGGAGUGGACUACAAAGCCGUCUUUCCAGGAGGAGGUUGAGUUCGUCGCAAAUACCAUCGACAAAGCACCACAAAACCACUCCCCCUGGCUGUACAUUGAGGGUCUCUACUCCCAUUACAAGAAGGACAUCAAGGAUCUGCAGGAGCUGACUUUCAAGUACGCGUGCCUGCCUUCUGAUCUGGGAGAAGAUGAGGAGCCUCUGAUCACCUCGUCGCAUGCUCUGGAUUUACUCGCCAAGAUCUACCUCAAGGAGCAGGAGAAGUCAAAGGCUCUAGAGGCUCUCAAUUUGCUCGAAGAAAAGUACGACCCCAUUCGAAAGGGCUACUGGGCUUACCGGAAGAAACUUGUCGAGGCCUAG